This is a messenger RNA of Amoebophrya sp. A25, 2316 nucleotides long. Lineage: Eukaryota; Dinophyceae; Syndiniales; Amoebophryaceae. The record is from the annotation of a GenBank genome assembly.
AGCAACAGAAGAAUGCUUGCUUUCUCUGCGCCCACCCGAGCUGGUGCGUCGAACAAAAUCGCAAAAUUUGUAAUUGUAAAAAAGAGGGGAACAACCUGCUAAUUAAUUUGUCUUUUCCACUGCGCGAAUGGGUACACUGCUACGACUACUUUGCGUAGCCUAGUCUUAAUUGUCAUCCUCUCUUGAGACCAGGACGACCUAUCUCAUCAUUAGUCGAGGUAGAAGACAUCCUUCCCAUAUCAUCUUUCGUUCAACAACAUCAACAUCAACUACAACACACAGUCACAGUACGAGUCGUACUUCAAGUUCAAAGAGAACAGCAAAAUGUCUUCGUACAUCGAUGGUCUUUCUAAGGACGUGCAGGAGCUGGAGUCUCUUGUCGCGAUUGCAAAACGACCUGUCGUCAAGAAGCUACUCGAGACACAAUUGGCACAGAGCCGAGUCCAGCUAGAUGCGUCUAGGAAGAACGAGGAAAGUGCUAGACCUGUGGUACUAAUUGAAGAUGUCACAUUACGGCAAUUUCCCCAAUGAACUUGCUUAGUAACGCCGCGGCAGCGGGCAUGAUCCGUGGCUGCUUUUUGGUGAUACUUGAUAGUAUAUCGCUCGGUUUGCUUGCUCUUCUUAGAAGGUACAGGCAGACUGAGACAACUUCUCUUUCAAUAAGUUACUUUGAAACACGAGAGGUUCCAUGACAUGACAUGACAUAAUCAUGGUCCAUCUUCCUCUUCAGAGAAGUCAUCCUAGGAGACGAGUCUCUUUUCAAGGGGAAUGUAUGUACCCCUAGAAUGGGUUUACUACUACUACUACUACUACUACCUAGGAUGCAUCUCGAGAUGGACUAGGAUGCAUCUCGGGCUCUAAUCACAGAGUCGAUGGACGGAGCAAAUGGAGUGGAGGAUCACGAUGUGGAGAUGAAGAAAGCUGUUGUAACAUCUACUUCUGCAGGUGGAGGCCCUGAUGCGUCAUUGAGAUGGACAGAUGUGACGAUGUAUGAGAUGAAGAAAGGCAAGGGCUUCAACGACCCUCAAGUCAUCGUUGACCUGAGACUGAAAGGUACUUGUUCUAGUACAACUACUACAGUUACAUUUUUAGAAGAACUUCAUCUUCUUGAUGAUGAAGCCAAAUAUGGACUCCUGCCGAGUUUUAACUAGAAACUCUGCUCUUGCUGGAGGGAGACGCUGAUGCUGACAACGACCAUUUGUUUCAGAUCAUGCCGAGUCAUCAUUUAUGUCUACCAUUUUCAGGUGUCGAGACCCUCUUAAAAGAAGCUGUGACGUGUGACUUCACGCACAUGUCUUUAGACCUAAAGGUUCGUGGAUUAGAGGGUGUCAAUUACCGCUUCCGAAGACCAGCGCUCCUUCACGAUAUCAUCGCGGCUGAAAGUUCGUUUUUGGUGAAAAAGAACCAUGUUCUCAUCACUUUGCAGAAAGAAAAGGGAGGAACUAUGGGGUAUUACUAAUAGUGUACAUGUUGGAUAUUAUGAAUUAUGUGAAGGGGUACACUACUACUACUGAAGAUGGCUGCUUGUUGCGGAACAAGGUAUGUAUUACUACAAGGAAGAAGAACCACACCGUGUCCGUGAAUAUUAGCUUGAUUCUAAUCGAGAAAAAAAUGUUGUUAUCGUCAUUUCUGUCCACCACAAAUCCACAACCCAAAUCUCCAAUCAACCAGUUACGAGACCUGGAACGAUCUCCAUGGUCGAAAGAAGAACGAGGAGGAAAGAAAGCAAAAGAGCAAGGAUCCAAGUGCAGGCAUUAUGUCGAUGAUGAAAGACAUGUACGAGGAUGGGGAUGACCAGAUGAAAAAAGUCAUUGGCGAAGCAAUGAGCAAGGCCUACAGUCGAAAUAAAGACGAUGAUCCUAUGGGAGGUAUGGGAGGUAUGCCAGGUAUGGGAGGUAUGCCAGGUAUGGGAGGUAUGCCAGGUAUGGAUUCUCUUGGUGAGGGGUUUUAAGAGCAGGCACAAGUCAUGGAAAGCGAAUAUUCAAUAUGGUGCUUGACCCCGACACUUUUCAAUUAUGAAGAUGGGCAUUGCAACACUUGCUGCUUCCACAAACUCGUCCCUCCUUAUUCUGCGUGGUCUCGUUCGUGAACCAGCGUGCGAAGGGACCUUAUUCAACUACAACUUGACAACCCCAAGCUCCUAUCCACUUCGCGGUUGUAGCGUCAUGUCUACCAGCUCCCCCAUUUCACUCCAAAAACCUGAUUUCAGAGAUACAUUUAGUGAAGUAGAGCUGCACCACCGCGAAGAUCAAGAUAGUACUACGUCCACUCUAGAGAUACUAGAGAAACGAUGUUUUUUCAGAAGAGAUCAAUGCG